Molecule: messenger RNA, 6860 nt
Organism: Stegodyphus dumicola
Lineage: Eukaryota; Metazoa; Arthropoda; Arachnida; Araneae; Eresidae
Product: sodium-dependent dopamine transporter-like
Biological process (GO): nitrogen compound transport; amino acid transport; sodium ion transmembrane transport
Cellular component (GO): plasma membrane
Source: RefSeq, a predicted model, not a curated record
UUAAUAUACAGCUGUGCGUCAUCUAUGCUAUUACCAAACUAUUGAUGCCAACUGAAAAUCUCAUGAUUGCUCUUCUUGAGGAUUAAAGAAGAUCCAGUUUAUGAAAGUCACAAAAAAAACAUAAAUUUAUCUACAUGGAUCAUAUGAAAUAAAUUCCAGUGAAGCCUAUGGAUUCAUCUAAUAGUGAAUCCAGGAUGCCAGAGCGCAUCUUCUAGGGUCUUCGUUUCGCAGAAUGCAACAAGACCUGCUAUCCACUACAUCCCAAGAAACCCAUCCUCUGAAAAACGACCAAAAGAAAAUUUCCAAGAACUGCAAUGAUGACGGAUAUUGCUCUUCUUCAAGCACCCCGAAGUCGUCAGGGCAGCUGAGCACCACGGAGACCCCUCCGGAGAAGGUGACUUGUGAGCUGCUGAGCGAUGGGGCUCCCUGCACGACCCUCCAGGGGGACCCAACGGACGAGGACCGCAGCCCCAAAUCCACCGAAGAACGACAUACUUGGAGCAGAAAGGCCGACUUCCUCUUGUCUAUCAUCGGCUUUGCUGUGGACCUCGCUAAUGUUUGGAGGUUUCCCUAUUUGUGCUACAGAAAUGGAGGAGGAGUCUUUCUCAUACCAUAUAUCUUGAUGUUGGUUUUUGGGGCCAUGCCACUGUUCUACAUGGAAUUAGUGCUCGGCCAAUAUAACAGACAGGGACCAAUAAGUGUUUGGAAGAUAUGUCCGCUCUUUAAAGGCGUGGGUUUCUGCGCUGUUCUGAUCUCGUGGUAUGUUUCCUUCUACUACAACGUGAUCAUUGGAUGGACAAUUUAUUUCAUGGUUUCUUCCAUGACGUCAGAGCUGCCCUGGAUAAGAUGUGGCAAUGAAUGGAAUACCGAACGUUGUUGGGGAGGACUUAACGGUUCCACUAACAUAUCGUCCCUGGGAAAUUCCACUGUUGUACCAAACAAUCGGACCAGUCCUGCCCUAGAAUUUUUCGACCGAGGAGUUUUAGAAUUACACUUGAGCAAGGGAUUUGAUGACCUCGGAGCACCCAAAUGGCAGCUAGUGCUGUGCGUUUUCUCCGUCUUCGUCAUUCUUUACUUCGCACUCUUCAAAGGUGUCAAGUCAUCAGGAAAGGUUGUAUGGGUAACUGCCACUGCUCCGUAUGUCAUCUUGACUAUCUUAUUAUUUAGAGGAGCUUUCCUACCAGGAGCUGGACAAGGUGUUAUGUACUAUCUGAAUCCAGAUGUCUCUAAACUUCUAAAUUCUCAGGUUUGGGUAGAUGCCGCCGUACAAGUCUUUUUUUCUGUAGGAGUGGGAUUUGGAGUACAUCUAACAUAUGCAUCCUAUAAUAAUUUUCAUAAUAACUGUUAUAGGGAUUGUCUUUUAACGACGGCUAUCAACAGUUUCACAAGCUUCUACAGCGGUUUCGUCAUUUUCAUCUUCUUGGGAUAUAUGGCUCAUAAGCAUGAUGUCCCUAUCAACACCGUGGCUACUGAUGGUCACGGAUUAGUAUUCCAAGUGUACCCGGAGGCUAUCGCAACCUUACCUGGAGGUCAAUUUUGGGCAGUUCUCUUCUUCAUCAUGCUGCUCAGUCUUGGUCUGGACAGUGCGAUGGGAGGUUUAGAAUCAGUAAUCACAGGUCUGAUGGACGAAUUUAGAGACUUCUUCGAACGCUGGAAGUACAGUCGAGAAGUAUUUACCUCAUUUGUUCUCUUCACUUCAUUUAGCAUGGCUCUCAUCAACGUCACGAGAGGCGGUGGUUAUACAAUGCACUGGUUCGAUAACUAUUCUGCUAGCAUUUCUUUGCUAUUUUCUGCUCUUUUUGAAGCAAUUGGAGUAGCCUGGCUGUACGGUAUAGGUCCAUUUAGUGAAAAUAUUCGAGAAAUGAUCGGACACAAGCCAGGAAUCUUUUGGAGGUUAUGUUGGAAGUUCAUCAGCCCUGCAUUCCUAAUCGCAGUUAUAGGAUCGGCCAUCUUCAAUAAUUCUCCCUUAAAGUAUCAAGAUUACCUUUAUCCUACAUGGGCUGUUGCACUUGGUUGGGGAUUUGCCUUGUCAUCCGUCGCAAUGGUGCCAGCCGUGGCCUGUUAUAAACUCUGCAAAGCACGUGGUUCCUGCGUUGAGCGUAUUGCUUAUACUAUAACACCAUAUCCAGAGAGAAAAACAUAUAAAGAAACAGGAACUGUUACGAGAUUUAAGCUGGAACAUUGGGCUAAUGUUUAAUAGAAAACGUGAGACAACUAUUGCAGUCAAUGACUCAAGCAAGUCUUUUCUUGGACACAGUGGUAAUAAAUGACAAGUAUAUGUAAAGCACAUUUUCACAAGAUGAAUACGGGUCAGUCAUUUACAAGUGUAACAAAUUCAUUUACAAUUGUAAAUGCCCAUCCGAAGUACCAUCCAUUACAUUAAAAGAUUUUGUUUAUUCAGUCAUGGUAAAAAUUGAUAGCUAUGCUUACAGAAUACAUAUAAGCAUUAUAACCAUCUGUCAGUACCCAUUUUUUGUAUCCAAAGUAUAGUUACCUACAAGCAAAAUACCUUGUGGUGAAAAGAAAAGCCCAUGUAUGUCUAUCAAGCUUUUUGCCAAACAGGAUAAAACUAUAAUCACAUCUUAUUAGAAGGAAAAAAUAACUGAGAUAAAAGUUCCAGUUAUAUAAAAUACUGUCUCUGCAUUUGAAAUUAUCACAUUACAAAGCACUUUAUAAUUCAUGAAAUUUAGUUUUGUCUUUAAAGAAAUAUUCUGUGUAACUUUAAGACUUAAAAUGUUUAUGGUAGUUGAAAUGUAGAGAAAACUGAAGAAAAUUCAUCUUCAGAGUGACACCAUUCUUUAAAGUUCUUUGUGAGCUUAAUUUCGAAGAAUUAAUGAACUACGGGAAAACUUCAUCUUUCAUACGAAUGAGGACCAAGAUGUUGUUUUAUUUUAUCAGUUUUUCAGUAUACUGUUUUAGUUGUGUCAUAUAGCAAGAAAAUUCUACAUUCAUUGGAUUCAUGAGAAACAAUAGUAAUUGUGGCGCAGUUGGUUCUGUUAUCCAAGCAAAAAAGCAAACAAAAAAAAAAACACUUGAUGUAACUCACACAUAAUGAUCUGAUUUUAUAGGAUGGUUAUCUUUAUGUGGUAGGUAUAUAUUCAGCAAGUAACAAACUAUAUUUAAUAUGUUUAUACACUUAUGAUCUAUAAAAUACAGAAAAAUCUACGGCUAUUAGGAAGCUGUUCUUCAUUGUUACCAAUACUGUCAUUUUACAAAUAUCAAAACACAGUUCAUACACGAUGUAUUAACUGUGUUUUGAUAUUUGUUAUAAAAUGUGAAAUUUCAGUAUUGCACUCUAAAUGUAAUUAGACCUGUUUAUACAGCCCCUUUCUGCAAGAAAACUGAAUGUAUGAAUUCAAAAUAACCAAUUUUGCUAUUGUUAUAGUAAUCAUUCUACCUCUUUAUACUACCUAUUUGCAUAGUAAAACUGUAGAGUUAUGUAUUGUUGUUUGUGACCUUCAGUCAUCUUUCACUUAUUUAUUCUUAAAUUCUGAAAAUUACUGAAAACUGAAAUAGUUGAAAGUGAUUGCAUUGUUUCACAUUUUGUAUUCAUCUUUACUGCUAAGUAAAAAUAAAAUUGGUAAAAUAACAUAUUUUGAAAAUAAUACCCAAGUUUGCAUAAUUAUGUGUUAAAGAUCUGCUUGGAAAUUUUGAUGGUCAUCCAUGUCUCAUAUUUAGAAAAAUUAUGCGCAUGGAAUGCAAAAAAUUGUACCCAUUUGUAAGAAAUAUUGAAAUUAGUAAUAUAGUAGCAGUAUAUGUUUAUUUUAAAAUACUAGUAAGUCAUUCUGGUGAUUUAUACAGUAACACUAUGAUUUCUUAUACAGAACAACAGACAAUUAUUAAUAUAUUAAGUUCUGCCACACAUGCCCUGCCCGCAGCAGAAUCUUGUCACGUAGGCAUAGUUUUAAUUACAUCUACAGAAUGUACAGAACUUUGUUUGGGAAAUUUUGUUAGUGUAUGAUCAACCCAUGGUGUUGAUAAUUACGUGGUCAUUAACAAAAACAUAUCUUAAUAAAUAUGACACAUUUUUUUUAACUUGAAAUACAAGACCGCAAUUAAAAGGCUUGAAUUAUGACAAGAAUGAUGACCUCACUGAUCAAAAUAAUUUUGAAUUACUCUAUAAAAUUUUUUUCAUUUGAGUUAGGAUAGAUAGUGCAUCUUCAAUCCAUUAUUUUGUGACUGUAUCUGCAAAUCAAAGUACAAAUGUGUAAAACCUGUAGACGAUAGUUAAUAAUAAUGAUGGUUUCUUCUUUUAUGUAUUUUAAAUACAAAACACAUUGAAAUUAGUGAUAUCAUCACUGUUAUACUGAUAUUAAAUAAAUAAUUAAUCUCAGAAUACAAAAAUAUCACUUAAAAAUGGAAAUACUCUAUAUCACCUUCAACGAACAUAUUUAGAUUUCAAAUACUUUUUAAAGAUGCAACAGAAGUGUAUUAAAUUUUCAAAAUAUUUAACACUACAAACACUACAAGUUUUGUUUAAACUAAAACAAAACUUAUAGUGUUUAUAUUUAACACUAUAAACUCAGUUCUGAAUAUUUUAUUAAAUGACUGUAUAUAAUAUUUAUUAAAACACUUUUAUUAAAGAAUUUUAUCAAAGAAUGACAUACUCAAAAUUUCAUCUAAAGGUAAUAUUGAUCUACUCUCUUUGGUUUUGAACAAAUGAUUUAAAAAUAUAGUUUCAAAAGCAUUAAAUUUUUCUUCCAAAAAUUUAUAUAUUGAAAUAAAUUAUUAAUAUUAUAAUCAACUUGCUCCUCAAAACUUUUACUUUCUUUAAAAAUUUUAAUGAACUAGUUAUUUUUAAAUAUUUACCCUUUUUAAUAUACUAAAUAAAUCAAAUGUAAAUGAACUUAGGUCAGCAACAAGAAUUUCCCUUCUCAUUUUUCCUCAUAAAAAACUCAUUUUCAAAAAGAAUGUUAAAUUCUGGUUUUUUAAUUGUUAUAGUAAAACAAAUAUUUAUUUAUUUCAAUAUUUAAAAAAAUUAGCUUCAACAUCUGUUCACUUUCAAAAUUAGGUAUAACAUUUAGUUACACAUUUUACUACUGAACAUAAAAAUCAAAACAGGAAUUCAAAAAUUCUUAUGGUUAAAUUACAGUAUUAUUACAGAUUUAAGCCAGAGUAAGGUUUUAAAAUUAAAAAUUGGAAAAUAAAGAAUUAUGUUUUAAAAAAUAUAAGCUAUUCCUUUCAAAUUUAAACCACACUCUAAUUUUAUGUAUUAAAAAAGGUGGCUUAAAUUCAAUAAAAUAAAUUUUAAUUUUAAAAUAAGUUUAAAUAACAUUGCAUUUUUUGUUUUACAAAAUGUUUGAAUAUGUAGGGCAUUUCAAAAGAUUGUAUGACUAAAUUCUCUAAAGCAACUGGUUUUAGACCUAGAGCUUUAUUUUAAGACAUAAAUCAAAUCAGAACACUUAUAAAUAACAGCAGUUAUGAUAACAUGACAUCUUUUUUACGUAUAUGAUGUAAACAUAACAUAUACAUAAAAAAAUGCAUUUUUUACACAUCUAUACAUUUUUACGUAUAUGCUUCAAUUUUUGAAGUUAGUUUGCUUCUCAUUCUACUAAAAGGCCCACAGAAAAAAUAUUCAAUCUUUAAUAGGUAAAAUUAGUGUACAAAAAAAUGUCAUGAUUAUAUGAUUUAAGUCAUGUCCAUCAAAAGAAAAAGUUUACUUAACCUUUUAAGCAAAGCUUUUUAGAUCAAAUUGUAAAUUUCCCUAUUUGCAAAGCAUUUAUUACCUUGAUACACACAGUCAAUGCUUGCUUUAACAACCACUUUUAAUGACCACUACAAAAAAUCAGCAACUGAUUAGAAUAUAUUAAAUCUAUUUUCGCUACAAUAAUCAUUUAAAACUUUUUUUUUUUUUUUUUUUUUUUUUUUUUUUUUUUUUCCAGGACGCGAUGGGUCAUUGUAAGUGCCAACUGUAUAAUAAUUUAAUAAAUUGUUAUGACGAGAAUGAUUUCUGAAUUUGAAAGGAAAUACAAGAGGAAAAUAUUUUAAACAAGGAAGUUUUGGGGGGGGGAUAUGAUGAACAUGCAUACCAUAUACAAUGCCAAAACAUUUACAGUGUUAUGGGUCAUAAAAAAAUCCAAUUUUAUUAACUAAAAAAUUUUCAGAUUUAGCAUUCCUAUAAAUGGUAGUUUGAAAUUUAAUACUUUUAAAUGAAUAUCCAAUAUAAAAGGUAUCUUUUUAUAAACUUGCCUUCAAAAAUUUAACAUGUACGGGUAUUCUGUCCCCAAAACUUUUAAUUAAAGAUACCUGGGUAACUUUAGCAGCAAAAGGACAGAUUUUUUCCAUUUAAUUUCAUUAUGAAAAAUAUUUGUCUCGUUCAUAUCCUCCCCAUUUAACUCAUAUAAAAAUUUAAGAGUUAAAAAGUAUUACAUAAUUAAAUAUCUAGUAGUCCAUUACUUGUUCAUUUUUUAAACUGAAAACCAUAGGUCUUCAACUACGAUUCACACUGUAUUUAGUUAUAUAAUCAUUUUGAAAUGGUCAGUAUAAGCCAAACAAGAAUCUCGUCAUUCAUGUCAAGUAACACAAAUAUUAAAAUAUGGAUCGGAGCAUAUUAAAAAGUUUUAUUUUUCUUGCAAUUCAAUUCAUACAAGCAUGAAGCAUCUUGAUCUGAAUCAAGACUUUCAAGUCAUUUGGGGAUUUGAAAGAAAAAAGAAAAUUACAUGCAUAUAUUAUUUUGAUUUUGCAUUUUAAUUCAUUUUUCAUUGUAUGUACUUAGGAAACAAAUGCUAUAAGAGUUGUUUCAUUUUUACUGUUAUGUUAUCUUGUUCAAAAAUUUCUGUUGUAACCAUGUGAAUGCAUUCUUCAAAUUAACAAGUUAUUUGUACACAUUUAUCCUUUUUAAUAAACUAAAUUUUGUGCAA